Messenger RNA from Acaulospora colombiana, 359 nucleotides. The record is from the annotation of a GenBank genome assembly. NCBI's taxonomy places the organism in Eukaryota, Fungi, Glomeromycota, Glomeromycetes, Diversisporales, Acaulosporaceae.
GAGUCACUAUAGGGAUGAUGCUCUGGAAAUGCUUCAACACGCUAUCGAUUAUGAUGACCUCCGCACCGAGUUUCUGCUUCCCGAUAUCAUAACGGAUGUUGUUACGAUGCUACAAGACCGCAGUGAGUCUCUUGUGGAUUCUGCGACCAAAUUCCUCGCGCUUGCAGCAAAAGAUGUUGCCUCACUAAGAUGCACCCCGGAAGGUGACAAGUGGCCUGGGGAUAUAACUUUUGUCAAACUCCUGGAAGUUGCUCUGCGUUUCGGUACACUGUUCGCACUUUUUUUAUCUGACAUUGACUCAUGUCCGACAGAAUCCAUUCGUAAGGAGAUCUUUGAUCCUGUGAUCUUUGCGACUCUUC